AUGAAUUUAUAUUUUUGCUGCUGUUUUAGAGAGCCUCCUCCUGAUGAAGAUCAUGCAUUGAUAAGACCUUCCGUUGUAGAACCAAGAGAGUGAGUAACUUUAUGCGUUUUGAACAAGGAAAUAAAUAAUAGUUUGUUCCUCGAAAUUUAUCCGAAAAUAUUUCAUUACAAUAUUUUGCGUUUCUUGUUUUAGCUUUAUGGAAGUUUCGCUCAGAAACGCCGAAGAGGUAUGUUUCUAGGAACGAACUUAAUGUUGGGGCCGUCCAUUAUAAUGUACCUGGGCCUGGUACCGAAAGAAACUAAAAACAAUGUAAAUUUUAUUCACCCCAUUGCGUAGAAUUCCUAAUAUAGAACGGUCAACAUUUUCCUUAUGUUAGUUGAUCGGCCUUUUGUUGAUUGGCUAACGUGUUCACUGCAUCUUUGAUGUAUCGUCUUGGGUGUCCACGAGCCUCGGAAAUCUUGGAAAGUCCCUGAAUUGGAAAAAAAUUUCCAGACCUGGAAAGUCCUUAAAAAAUAGUGCAAGUCCAUGAACUUCUGAAACUUCUUUCCAGCUGUACUGAUAACACUUGAACAUGCAUUAUACCAGUGCCACAUAUAUUUAUGCUUAUUAUAUAGAGAUAAAGCACAUACUAAGACAAUGGAUUAUAUUAUGGGGAAAAUAGUGAAGUAUUAUCCAAGACUCCAAGUACCGCCAUUAAUAUCCGGUUAUUAUCCAGUGAUAAUUUUUCCCGAUCGGUAUCCGGUAGAUGGCUAUAUUUUACUGGAUAAGGUUUUUCCAGUUUUAGGAGCUUUGAAAACUCAUGCAUGAGUGUAUGUUUUUCCAAAUUCCACGAGAAACCGUACUAUUACUAGUUAAUAAUAUACUUGAAAAAAUUAUGCAGUCAUAUCCAUGUGUAGAUCACAUGCGAGAUAGAUAAUUUUAUUAAUAUAAAAAAUUUUAUUAGAAAAUUUUGUCACUCGUAAUGUUUGGGUUUUUUGUAUUAUUUUCACUUUUUGCACUAUAUUUCAUUUUUUGCAUGGUAUUUCGCUUUUUGGCACUGUAUUUCGAAAAAAUUGUACUGCUCACUACAUUUGCCCUAAUGAGGGCAAAACAAAGCAAGUUUUCGAACGAUAGAAAUGUUUUAAAUUGGUUGUUUCUGUGUUGAACCCAAAAGGGUCCUCAAUUUUUUCCCACAAGUAAAUGUAAAACAGUCAGGACUGUCGAUAAAACCAUGCAGGCUUCAAUACCUGAAUUGUAGCGAAAUGGUGAAAAGUGACUUUUCUCGGGUUUUACACACUUUGUCCCUUUCGUUUGACUGAAUUUAUCCGGCAAUGCUCUUUUUUAGUCUCUAUGCGUGCAUUAUGCUGAGCAUUCGUUUUCAUUCGUUGCAACUGUAUUCAACUAAGCAUUUUGAUUUGUUGAAUGGUUAGUACAGGAAUGCUUUACAUCUUUUGUUUUCAACAAUUUCAGGCGCCUUCCGAAACCUUGUCUACAGCAGCAAUCACUAAACUCCCUUCACCCGCAACACCACCUAACCAACCCCCUCCUUCUCCACCUACAGCUGCCAUUUCGUCACCAGCCCGUACGGAAGGAAGCUUUAUGCCUCUACGAGAUACGACCCUCGUCGAUUUCCAACCUCCGACUACACAGCAUCACACCCCGGAUGAUUUGCCCUCCGAACAUUUACCCUCGGCAAAUUUACCUCACUCUACGAGUUUACACCAAGUAGAGGUAUAAGAAUAUAUGGAGAGGAGUGCGAUCGGGGAAACUAUCCCGAAGAUUUGCCCCGUCUUUGAUGGAUCAAUAAGGGAGGGCACGUCCUAAACCCCUAAAGGAGAAACCUUUACAACGGAGCUACCCGUUAUGAUAAAGUAGAGAAGUUUCGUUUUCUCUUGCUGUAACACUGAACCAGUGAGGGACUUCUUUUACUGGCCCGUCUAGGCUUCUACUGCUGUGGAGAGAACAGUUUAGACAAAACUGAUAGAGCAAAGCUAGGUUAGUUAGUUUUCCUGUAAAAACAUCGGGACAAUAAGGGAAGCUCUGGACCUAUAUACGGGAAAAUAUAUAAAAAUAUCCAAGUUAGUCUAAUUUAAUCCAAAUAAUAUCUACUGACCUUUAUGCUACUGACUGAUAGAUUUAUCCCUUUGACUUAUGGUGGUUUUAUGAAAGUCAUCUGUCUCGUUCUACAUUCGAAUGUGAAAACGGAAUCAGGAAUGUGAAGUCUUAUCGUUUUUAGAUAUCCCCCCGUAUAUAUUUGGAUGACAUCGCUGUUUCCCCAUACCCUGGUACGCGCACUCCCGUGGUUACCCCUUCUCAGUCAGAUCGACGUCACUCCCGCUCACCAAAUAGGCUGACGCCAAACCGAGCCUCUCCUCCUUUGACACGCUCUGCUCAACGAAGAAGGUUAGGCAUUUGUAUAACUUAAAAUGGCAAUAAAAGUUUCAUUUGGAAGAACUUUAAAAAUAAUAUAGAGAUCUUGAG
Messenger RNA from Paramuricea clavata, 2460 nucleotides. The record is from the annotation of a GenBank genome assembly. NCBI's taxonomy places the organism in Eukaryota, Metazoa, Cnidaria, Anthozoa, Malacalcyonacea, Plexauridae.